This is a messenger RNA of Lachancea lanzarotensis, 1788 nucleotides long. RefSeq names its product LALA0S07e06612g1_1 (gene ARX1). Lineage: Eukaryota; Fungi; Ascomycota; Saccharomycetes; Saccharomycetales; Saccharomycetaceae. The record is from RefSeq and is a predicted model, not a curated record. The transcript has a single exon. Bases 1 to 1788 code for a protein of 595 amino acids.
AUGGCUUUAGCAAUUUCUCGUGAAGACACACAGGUGCUUUUGCAUCAGAAAAAUGUGUUGCAAGAGUCCACGCUUGACAAAUACAGAAGUGCAGGUCAGAUCACCCAAACUGGUCUCACAUUUGUCACCAAGCUCAUCAACGAUGCGUAUCAUACCGGGAAAUCGCGUCGUUUAGCCAUCCACGAGAUCUGUCUUCUCUCUGACAGUUUUUUGGCUGCUUGUUUGGAGUCCAGUUACAAGAAUAAAGUUGCUGAACGUGGUAUUUCACAUCCAACUACCAUUGACGUGGACGAAAUCGCGUCUGGAUGGUGUCCAGAAGUCGACGAUGUGGAACAAAUCCGUUCUGCUAAUAAGAACUUCUCUGAAUCUGAAAACGUAGCCGGUUGCAAAAGAAGCGUGGACGGAUUUUUGGCCCCCGGUGACGUUGUCAAAAUUUCCCUUGGUGUCCACAUUGAUGGUUACACUUCACAGGUCUCACAUUCAGUGGUAAUCUACCCUACCCAGGACGGCGAAGAUGGGUCUAAAAAACCUGCGGGUCCCUUGCUGGGAGGAAAAGCCGAUGCUUAUGCCGCCGUACACAUCGCCAUGGAAUCGGUUGUGUCACUUUUGGCUUGCGCUUUGACACCUGAAAAAAUCCCACAGUCUCUUCCAAAUAACGGUCAGGUCACAGGUCACUUGAUCCGUACCGUCGUAGACACCAUUGCUGCCUCAUAUCACUGUGCUGUUGUGCCUGGAUCCAAAGUUCGUCGUGUGAGAAGGUUUUUGGCCGGUCAAAAUGAGGGAAUCGUUGCCGAAAGAGAAUACAAAGGUGUUGCCUGGUACGAGUCGCACCAGGAGUUGGCUUUGCUACAAAAAUCUGCCGAAGACACUCAGGACUUGGUCAAAGUUCAACCAUCGAUCCGUCACAACUCUUCUGCCGUGCCGGUUGACGACUUUUCCGUCACUCCUGGCGAAGCAUACGCUAUCGACAUUCAGAUGGCCCCACUAGAUGGUGUUUCUGCUGGCCUGGUAACGCUGGAAAAUGCCGACAAUUUUUCAGGAAAAUCGCACAAAUCUGACCAGCUGAUCGCUAGACCUGGCGCAUAUGUCAGAGACUUUGCUCACUCGUACACUUUGAAGCUGAAAUCUUCCAGACACCUUCUGGGUAAGAUAGACAGACAAGGUGUUUAUCCUUUCAAACUUUCGCAUAUGAGCGAGACUUUCCCAAUCGACGUGGCAGAAGCCGAACAAUCUCAAAUCGAAGCCAUUUCCAAGGAACUGAAAUCUUACAGGCUUGGUAUGAGUGAAAUUUUGAAUAACUUCUUAGCCAUUCCCAACCCGAUUCGCAUCGCCAAAUGCGUUCCUUGGGAGAAAAUUCUUAAUACUGCCAAUCCAGCGGGGAACCAUGGUAUCGACGCCGCUGAACGCUCCCUACCUGGACAAGAGCUACCGCUACCUCGUCUCGGAAUCUCCUCGCUCAAACUAAAAUCUCUUCUGAAACACGCAGUCUCACUUCCCGUUGUUCGUCAAAGUGCCACUGUUGUGCUGUGCACAGCAGACGUUGUUUCCACGGGAAAAUCAGAGCUUCUAAGGCUGACUGGCGGAAACAAGACCUGUCCUCCUAGCUGGGUUCAUUCCGUCUAUCAAUUGAACAAAGAAGACUCUAUUGUACAGGGCAUUUUCCAACUAGCGGAAUUAACCAAAGACAAGAGAUUCGGUUUGUCAAUCAGAGAGACACAACCUUUAAAGAAGGACACCACCACCUCCGGCUUCAUGAUUCCUUCUACACAGGACAUCGACAUGGCCUGA